Molecule: messenger RNA, 990 nt
Organism: Acanthosepion pharaonis
Lineage: Eukaryota; Metazoa; Mollusca; Cephalopoda; Sepiida; Sepiidae
Source: the annotation of a GenBank genome assembly
AUGGAAACCAAUUAUAUGACUUUAACACGUUUUGUAUUAACUGAGCAGAAAAAACACCCCGAAGCCACUGGCAUUUUGUCGCAAUUAUUAAAUGCGAUUCUUACAUCUAUCAAGGCCGUUUCUGCUUCUGUCAGAAGGGCAGGACUCCAAGACUUAUUUGGUGUUGCUGGUGGCAGCAAUGUGUCGGGAGAUGAAGUCAAGAAACUUGAUGUCUUGUCUAAUGAUUUAUUUAUCAACAUGCUCAAGUCAUCUUUUACGACCGUAUUGCUGGUGUCUGAAGAGAAUGAAAAAGCCAUUGAAGUUGAAGUAGAGAAUCAGGGCAAAUACAUUGUCUGUUUUGAUCCAUUAGAUGGGUCUUCCAAUAUUGACUGUCUCGUGUCCAUUGGUUCAAUUUUUGGCAUCUAUCGCAAGGUUUCAGAUGGGCCUCCCUCUGAGAAAGAUGCUUUUCAGCCUGGGCGUAACAUGGUAGCUGCAGGCUAUGCUCUUUAUGGCAGUGCUACAAUGGUGGUUCUUAGCACAGGAAAUGGUGUCAAUGGCUUCAUGCUUGAUCCAUCAAUUGGAGAGUUCAUUCUUACAGAAAAGAAUAUGACGAUCAAACCACGAGGAAAAAUCUAUUCACUAAAUGAAGGUUAUGAACAGUACUGGGAUGAACCCACCAAAGCCUAUGUAAAAAGCAAGAAAUUUCCAAAGGAGGGAAAACCUUAUGGCGCUCGUUAUAUUGGCUCAAUGGUUGCUGAUGUACAUAGAACGAUUUGCUAUGGAGGAAUUUUCAUGUAUCCAGCAACAUCACAGUCUCCAAAAGGAAAGCUACGGUUGCUCUAUGAGUGCAACCCUAUGGCCUUCAUUGUAGAACAUGCUGGCGGCUUGGCAACUAACGGUCACAUGCCUAUUCUUGACAUUGUACCAACAGCUAUUCACCAAAGGACACCCAUUUUCCUCGGUUCCAAGGAAGAUGUUCAAGAAAUCAUUGAUAUUUACAAAAAUCAAUAA